This is a messenger RNA of Otolemur garnettii (small-eared galago), 1683 nucleotides long. RefSeq names its product parathyroid hormone 2 receptor (gene PTH2R). The record is from RefSeq and is a predicted model, not a curated record. Gene Ontology annotation, molecular function: parathyroid hormone receptor activity; G protein-coupled peptide receptor activity; peptide hormone binding. The transcript is spliced from 13 exons. Gene Ontology annotation, cellular component: plasma membrane. Gene Ontology annotation, biological process: adenylate cyclase-modulating G protein-coupled receptor signaling pathway; cell surface receptor signaling pathway. Lineage: Eukaryota; Metazoa; Chordata; Mammalia; Primates; Galagidae. Bases 1 to 1668 code for a protein of 555 amino acids.
AUGGCCGGGCUGGGGGCGUCGCUUCUCGUCUGGGGGUGGCUGAUGCUCGGCAACGGUCUCCUCGCCAGAGCCCAGCUGGAUUCUGAUGGCACCAUUACGAUAGAGGAGCAGAUUGUCCUUGUGCUAAAGGCUAAAGUACAAUGUGAACUCAACAUCACAGCUCAACUCCAGGAGGGAGAAGGCAACUGUUUCCCAGAAUGGGACGGGCUCAUUUGUUGGCCCAGAGGAACAGUGGGGAAAAUAUUGGCUGUCCCAUGCCCGUCUUAUAUUUAUGACUUCAAUCAUAAAGGAGUUGCUCUCCGACAUUGUAACCCCAAUGGAACAUGGGAUUAUAUGCACAGCUUAAAUAAAACAUGGGCCAAUUAUUCAGACUGUCUUCGCUUUCUGCAGCCAGAUAUAAGCAUUGGAAAGCAAGACUUCUUCGACCGCCUCUCUGUAAUGUACACUGUUGGCUACUCCGUCUCCUUUGCUUCCUUGGCGGUGGCUAUUCUCAUCAUUGGUUACUUCAGACGAUUGCAUUGCACUAGGAACUAUAUCCACAUGCACUUAUUUGUAUCUUUCAUGCUGAGAGCUACAAGCAUCUUUGUCAAAGACAGAGUGGUCCAUGCUCACAUAGGGGUAAAGGAGCUGCAGUCCCUGAUGAUGCAGGGUGAUCUACAAAGCUCCAUUGAGGCACCUACUGUAGACAAAUCGCAAUAUAUCGGAUGCAAGAUUGCUGUUGUGAUGUUUAUUUACUUCUUGGCUACAAACUACUAUUGGAUCCUGGUGGAAGGUCUCUACCUACAUAGUCUAAUCUUUGUGGCUUUUUUUUCGGACUCCAGAUACCUGUGGGGCUUCAUCUUGAUAGGCUGGGGGUUUCCAGCAGCGUUUGCCGCUGCCUGGGCUGUGGCGCGAGCAACCCUGGCUGAUGGAAGCUUACUUUCUCCUAAGGGCAAAUUUGAAACUUUGACACUGAAAAUCGUUGAAAUCAAGUUUUUCGUGCUUUUAGAGGUUAAGCUAAAUUUUAUUCUGUUUCUGAAUACGGUUAGAGUGCUGGCGACCAAAAUUUGGGAGACCAAUGCAGUUGGGCAGGACACCAGGAAGCAGUACAGGAAACUGGCCAAGUCUACGCUGGUCCUGGUCCUGGUCUUCGGGGUGCAUUACAUCGUGUUCGUGUGCCUGCCCCACUCUUUCACCGGUCUCGGGUGGGAGAUCCGCAUGCACUGUGAGCUCUUCUUCAACUCUUUUCAGGGUUUCUUUGUGUCUAUCAUUUACUGCUACUGCAAUGGAGAGGUUCAGGCGGAGGUGAAGAAGAUGUGGAGCCGGUGGAAUCUGUCGGUGGACUGGAAGAGGACGCCGCCGUGCGGCAGCCGCCGGUGCGGCUCGGUGCUCACCACGGUGACGCACAGCAGCAGCAGCCAGUCGCAGGCGGCGGCCAGCGCGCGCAUGGUGCUGGUCUCGGGCAAGGCGGCCCGCGGCGCCAGCAGGCCGCCCCACAGCCACGUCACUCUUCCCGGCUACGUCUGGAGUAACUCGGAGCAGGACGGCCUGCCACCCGCCGUCCACGAGGAGACCGAGGAAGGAUGCGGGAGGCAGGGCGAUGGCAUUCCAAUGGAGGAGUCCUCCAGGCCUGUGGCACUUAACGCAGACACCGAAGGAUGCAGAGGAGAAACGGAAGGUGUUCUCUGAACCAACAUUUGUGGA